AAUGCGCUCUCACAAUAUUUUGCAAACACUCGCUCUCCCUAUCUCAAAUUCUCUGGGAUUCUCUUGCAAACAAAUGACAAACAAAACCUUACAAUGCGCCUGCAUUCUUUUGCUGCUGCCGUUGUUGUUGUUGUUGUUUGUUUUUGGAGCUGUUAUUAAAAGUUAUGGAAUACAGACUUACUAAGCAUGUCGGUCUGGCUGUCAACCUAACGAAUCGACCAACCAACCAGCCAAUGUUAUGAACAAAAAUCCCACCGUUAAAUGGCUCUGAUGUUGUAUUCCCAUUCAUCAGUCAGUUAUUUGUACUUAGGCCUGAGAGUAGUAGCAGCAAGUUAACGCGGAUACGGAUAGGCAGCUAGUUUGAAACAAAAAACUUAAAUUUAGCAGCGGCUAAAAUCAAUAGAGCAGGCAGCAGUAGCAGCUCACCACAAGCUCUAAAUAAAACACAGGUCAAUGUGUGAAGCGAACAAAAAAAAACUUUGCUAUUCUAGACGUGUAGAGCGUGAAUAACAAUCGAGCAAGUGAAACGCAACGAAGAAGAAGCAGAACAUUAAGGAAAAAGUAGAAAAAAAAUAAAACUCCUUCGAAAUAAAAGUUCAUCUAAAAUCCCACUCGUGUCUAUUAAAUUAACAUAAAAUUGUUAAUUUGGUUGUUUGUUAACUCAUGCCAAAGUGAAACAUUUGUAGCAUAAUCAACAGCUAAGAAUUCCAGAAUUCCAAACACAUCCGUAUAUCUACCUAUCUAUCCAACAAAAAGACUUCCGUAAGGUUAACAGACAAAAAAAACAACAAAAUAAGAAAAUAAUUAAAGACUUGCGUUUUAAGUAUACCAAAGAUUUAUUUAUUUUAAAUGUAAACGUUGUUCCGUUUAAAAAAAAUAACUUCGUCUUUAAAAAAAUAAAAAAUACAAAACCUGCAGAGAAAGUGUAUCCAUUAAAUUCCUGGAAAUUCUAUAAGAAAUUAAUCAGAAAUUUACAACAAUAACAACAGCAAGUAUCUAUACAAUUUGCCACCCACGCACACAUUCGAUAAGGAUUAAGGAAACGAGAAGAUAAACGUCAGCGACGACAUAGAAAAAUAAAGCAACAAUUUUCGAACAAAACUCGCCACACUCCCAUCACAAAAUUAAAUAGAGAGGGGGUUCAUGCCACCCAAUAAAACCCUCUAUUGUGAAUUGCCUUCUAACGGCGAUAAGGAAUAUUAAUAACUCACAACAAACACAGCAACAACAACAAGAUUAGUAGACGACGUAAACCCCAGUUGAAACACGUCAAACCACCCACACAAAUAUCACACAAGUGUAACAGCUGUUACUCUCCCCCAAAUACGCACUUUCUCUCACUCGUGCUCUCUCUCGCUCCCCCAUACUAGAGGGUUUUUGCAAUACUUGGCAAAAAGGAACACGAAAAAAAAACAAGAAGAAGCAGCACUCCACAAAGCCACACAAUGUUGACAUUCAAUUCAACGAGACACCUACAUUCGGCGUCAUCCACGACGACGACGUCUCGUCGUCGUCAUCAUCAUCUUCUUCGUUAUUCAUUUGCAUUAUGCUGUUUUCUUGUUGUUGUGAUUAUUGGCAUACCAAGUUUAUGUCAAGGUUAUAUUAUUAAAGAAGAUGAAAGUUUUCUCCAGCAACCCUACUAUGCCUCACAGGGUGAUAUUGAGGAUCUAUUUGCUCGUUUGGCCAAACAAUUUCCAGAAAAUGCCCAGGUCGAAACAAUUGGUCGCAGUUUGGAGGGAAGAUCUUUGGUAUUGCUACGCAUUGGCAGGAAUAUGCGUCAACGUAAUCUGCUGACACCCAUGGUCAAAUACAUUGGCAAUAUGCAUGGUGACGAAACAAUUGGCCGCCAGAUGUUGGUCUAUUUGGCCCAGUAUCUGCUGUAUAACUAUCAAACGAAUUUCGAUGUUGCCGAAUUGGUGAACACAACGGAUAUUUAUUUGAUGCCAACCAUGAAUCCGGAUGGUUUUGAAAGGUCACAGGAAGGUAAUUGUGAAUCUUUGCCCCAUUAUAUUGGUCGCACCAAUGCCGCUGGUGUUGAUUUAAAUCGUGAUUUUCCUGAUCGCUUGGAUUCCCAACAACAAAUACAACAAAAAUCGCUGAAUCGCCAACCGGAAACUGCAGCCAUCAUUGAAUGGGUAUUGAAUAAACCAUUUGUUUUGUCGGCCAAUUUCCAUGGCGGUGCUGUGGUAGCCAGCUAUCCAUACGACAAUUCAUUGGCCCAUCACGAAUGCUGCGAAGAUAGUUUGACCCCCGACGACCGGGUCUUUAAGCUAAUGGCCCACACCUAUGCCAACAAUCAUCCGAUUAUGCGCAAGGGUAACAAUUGCAAUGACACUUUUACGGAUGGCGUUACCAAUGGUGCCCAUUGGUAUGAGUUGAACGGUGGCAUGCAAGAUUUCAAUUAUGCCUUUAGCAAUUGUUUCGAACUAACCAUUGAGCUGUCCUGCUGCAAAUAUCCACCCGCCAAGACGUUGCCCGGCGAAUGGCAACGCAACAAACAAAGUCUGUUGCAACUCCUCAAAUUGGCCCAUAUCGGAGUGAAAGGUGUGGUUAAAGAUGUCAACGGUUAUCCCAUACAUGAUGCAACAAUUGUGGUUUCCGGUUUGGAGGAGAAGCCCAUACGUACGACACGGCGCGGCGAAUACUGGCGUCUGUUGACACCAGGAAUCUAUAACAUCCAAGCAUUGGCUUUCGGCUACCAGGCCAGUGCACCGCAACAGAUUCAUGUAACGAACGACAAAAAUGUGGCUCAACGUUUGGACUUUACCUUGUCGCCGAUUGAGACCAACUAUGAUGGUGAUUUUCGCAAGCUGAAAGUUAUUCGUGCCGAUAAUGCGGAAAAUAUUGAGAAAAAUGGCGGCUUUUUAACGCCAACCAAAUUUGAACAUCACAAUUUUACUGCCAUGGAAAAAUUCCUACGUGACAUAGCCGAUUCAUAUCCGUCCAUAACAAGACUGUAUUCCAUUGGUAAAUCCGUCCAAAAUCGUGAUCUAUGGGUUAUGGAAAUUUUUGCCACUCCGGGACAACAUGUGCCCGGAGUACCAGAAUUCAAGUAUGUUGCCAAUAUGCAUGGCAAUGAAGUGGUGGGCAAGGAAAUGCUGCUCCUGCUCACGAAAUACAUUUGUGAACGUUAUAAUUUCGAUAAUCGCAUAACAAAAAUGGUCAACACCACUCGCAUGCAUUUUCUGUACUCCAUGAAUCCGGAUGGCUAUGAGAUGUCCAAAGAAGGUGAUAAAUCAAGUGCUUUGGGUCGUGCCAAUGCCCAUAAUGUGGAUUUAAAUCGUAAUUUCCCCGAUCAGUACGGAACGGAUAAGUAUAACAAAAUAACGGAACCCGAAGUGGCCGCUGUGAUGAAUUGGACCUUGUCUAUACCCUUUGUGUUGUCGGCCAAUUUGCAUGGUGGCUCCUUGGUGGCAAAUUAUCCAUUUGAUGACAAUGAAAAUGAUUUCAAUGAUCCCAUGACAAGGUUGCGCAUGGCCAAUGGGGCCCAUAAACUGAAUCCCACAGAAGAUAAUGCCUUGUUCCAACAUUUGGCCAAAUUGUAUGCCGAUGCCCAUCCCACAAUGCAUUUGGGCAACCCUUGUCCUCUCUUCAAGAAUGAACAUUUCCCUGGCGGCAUCACAAAUGGCGCCCAAUGGUAUAGUGUCACCGGCGGUAUGCAGGAUUGGAAUUACAUUAAGGCUGGAGUUAUGGAAUUGACAUUGGAAUUGGGUUGCGACAAAUUCCCCAUGGGCGAGGAGUUACCAAAAUUCUGGCAAGAUAAUCGAGAACCCCUGCUGCUGUUCAUCGAGCAGAUACACAAUGGCAUACGGGGCUCCAUAAGAAGUUCAAUUGGUCACCCUGUUGCAGGGGCUGCCAUAAUGUUGGAUGAUGCCAAGCAUGCCACCUACAGUGGUGUGUAUGGAGAUUAUGUAAAAUUGGCAUUGCCAGGGGUACACAAUGUUACCAUAUUGGCGGAUGGCUUCUCCCCCCAACGUGAGCUGGUGGAGGUGCCGGCCAAGGGCCAGAUCCAUUUGGACAUAACCCUAAUGCGUGACGAUCCCCAACAUUGGGCCUCGGCCAAUGAUUAUCGCAUCAUUGAGAAUGUUGUCCACACCCGUUAUCAUUCCAAUGCCGAACUGAGAGCCACCCUGGCCGAAUUUGAGGCCCGCAACGGACAAAUUGCCACCUUUGGUUAUGCUGAAUCGGAAUUUGGAUUCUAUUAUAAUUCCAUAAAGCUAACAGCUGAUAUCGGUGCUCCCGAAGAAAGUAAAUACAAAAUUCUAAUAAUGAGUUCCUUUUUCGAUUCGGCCUCACCACUGGGUCGUGAAAUUUCGAUGAAUUUAAUUCGUCACGUCAUUGAGGGUUAUAAAUUGCGCGAACCCUUGAUUUUGAAGCUGUUGCAGACCAGUGUUUUAUAUUUCCUGCCCAUAACGGAAAAUUUCGAUGCCGUCUUUAAGCUAUACAAUAAUAACAAUACCAUUUGUGAUCCUGUCAUUGGCAAUGAGUUGGGAGAACGCAUUUUAAGUCCUGAAUCGGAAAAAAGAAGAGAUCUUCUCCUGACAUUUUUGGAAAAUCAAAGAUUUGAUUUAAUGCUUACCUUCAGUACAGGCUCCUCAGAAUUAUACUAUCCCAAGGGCGAACAAAUCUAUGAGAAAUUUGCCCACAAUAUUGAAAAUACCGAAUUCAAUUAUUCUCCCCUGCAAUGUGCCGCCACAUCGACCCACACCCUGCGCCAUGACAUUACCGAACGUCUGACGAAUUUAUUCUAUAAAAUGUAUAAUAUACCCAUGUUCACACUGGGCUUAUCAUGCUGUAGUAUGCCCGUGCAGAAGGACAUCACUUCGGUGUGGCGUAAAAAUAUUGAAAAACUAAAGAAUUUCUUGCAUUUGGUCGAUACGGGAGCGGCAGGUUUUGUACAUAAUCGCGAGGAUCAGCCUCUAAGGGAGGCUUUUAUUCGCAUAAUUGAACAUCAACCGGUGUAUAAUGUUAGUCGAAAUGCAGCCCACUUCCAAUUGAUAUUGCCCGAGGGUCUUUAUGCCCUGGAAGUGAGUGCUCCCAACUAUGAAUCGCAAGUGGUUAAGGCCGAGGUGAAACAUGGAAAAAUUAACAAUUUGGGUAUCAUAAAACUAAAUCCCUACACCUUAAUUGUGGGUCACAGUGAAAUCCAGCCCUUGGGUAGAUUGGGAAAUGAUUUGGACACUACAAUGAUAUCAGGUUUUGUGCUGGACAUGUCCAAUCAUCCCAUAAAACAUGCCAAGGUGUCGGUGAUUAAGCCAAUUGUGAAAUAUUUCGUAAAGAAUUUCACCGAUAGCAUGGGUAGUUAUAUUUUGAAAAAUGUCCCCUUGGGAGAGAUAACCCUGAAGGUGGAGGCGCCACGUUAUAUGGAAACGGUGCGCCUGGUUGAUGUCAUCUCUGCGAAUAAAGAGGUGAAAAAUGUGGUCUUCCGUUUGACCCGUAACGAACAUGUCAUGGGUAUGCCAAGAUUUGUGUUUAUCCUGCUGGCCAGUUUGGUCAUCAUUACGGCUGUGGUUAUGUGCAUUCUUUGUACCCAGUGUUUAUUGGCCCGACGCCGACGUACCGAUAAGCCUUAUUACAAUUUCUCUCUGCUGCCACAAAAGGGUAAAGAACUUUUCGAAGAUGAUGGUGAUGAUGGGGAAACGGAGCUGUUUAGAUCGCCCAUUAAGAAGGGUAUGACCAUUAAACCCUAUUUUGAUGAUGACGAUGAUGACACAAAACGUAUCAUCCAUUCCGAUGAUGAUGAGGAGGAAGAGGAUAUCCAUUCGGGUAUUGGCAUAGAUCCUGAUGACAGUGGCGAAGAAAUUGUUAUGCUGGACAAGGCUCUCAAUCACCGGCAUCAUUAGCCACCACAAAAUUAAUAACCGAACUGUGAUUUUGGUAUGCUAAAAGGUAUUCAACAUUUUUUUGGCUAGGGAAAUAGGGAAGAAGUGGAGAAUGGAAAACAGGGGAAUAUAGAUUUUUAAUUGAAAAGGUGCCUGGCUAUGAGGAAAUGUUAUUAUCGGAGGUGAAAAAUAUGUUGAGGCCCAUGUAAACCUAGCAUUAGGCAUAGACAAGACUAUUGUUUUUUUUCUAUCGAUUUAUUAUCGAUGAUAUCGAUCAUGGUAUUUAUGCAAGCAAAGUGAACUAUUGUGACUGAAACAACCUCAUAGCGUUUUGUUGAUGUUAUUACGCUAUUAAUUCACAAUUGCAUGCAUUUUGGCAUGGUAGACGAAUACAGGGACAAUGAACUGUCAAACCAAUUUUCGAAUUGAAAAUUUUCAAUGAAAAAUUAUUGAAAUUUGUGAAAUCUUUUAAAAAUGCAUAUUAUAAUAACCUCCGAUUGGCUUCGUAUAAGAAAAAAUAUAAAAAUCUACUUAUUUUUGUGAAAAAGAAACAUUUUAAAAAUUUUGGCACAUCAAUGUUCCCAAGCGUUUAUGCAUCAACCUGUAUUCUUCUACCGUGAUUACUACUUAAAAAAUCUAUUUAGGCCCAUGUAAACUUAGCCUUAGGUAUCAUCAAGGUUAUUGUCAAUUAUAUUUUUAUCGAUAAUAUCGAUUAUGGCAGGCAUGCAAGAAAACCCAACUAUUGUGAUUGAAACCAACUCAUACAUUUUUGUUGAUGCUAUUACGCUAUUAAUUCACAUGAUAGAAGAAUAGGUAGUUGCAUCGACACGUCUGCUGGGACAAUGAAAUGUCAAAGCAAUUUUCGAAUUGAAAAAUUUCAUGGAAAAAUUAUUGAAAUUUGUAAAAUCAUAAUAACCCCCGAUUGGCUUCGUAUAAGAAAAAAUAUAAAAAUCUACUUAUUUUUUACAAAAAAAUUAAAAUGACAAUUUUCCCAAGCGUUGAUACAUCAAUUUGUAUUCUUCUACCAUGAUUACUACUAAAAAAAUCUACUAAGGCCCAUGUAAACCAAGCCUUAGGCAUUGGUAAAGUUAUUGUAAAUUAUAUUUUUAUCGAUAAUAUCGAUAAUUUCAGGUAUGGAAACAAACAUGGUAGAAGAAUACAGGUAGUCGCAUCAGCUGCUGGGGCAAUGAACUUUCAAAUCAAUUUUGGAAUUGAAAUUGUUGAAUGAAAAAUUAUCCAAAUUUGCAAAAAUUGUGAAAAAAAUGCAAAUUAUAACAACCUCGGAUUGGUGUCGAAUAAGGAGACAGAUACAAACAUUUUUGACAUAUCAAUGUUCCCAAGCUUUAAUGCAUCUACCUGUAUUCUUCUACC
Messenger RNA from Musca domestica (house fly), 7193 nucleotides. RefSeq names its product carboxypeptidase D. Gene Ontology annotation, molecular function: metallocarboxypeptidase activity; zinc ion binding. Gene Ontology annotation, biological process: proteolysis. The coding region runs from base 1446 to 5843 and encodes 1465 amino acids. Lineage: Eukaryota; Metazoa; Arthropoda; Insecta; Diptera; Muscidae. The transcript is spliced from 11 exons. The record is from RefSeq and is a predicted model, not a curated record.